Messenger RNA from Helianthus annuus (common sunflower), 1020 nucleotides. RefSeq lists its product as uncharacterized. The coding region runs from base 1 to 1020 and encodes 339 amino acids. NCBI's taxonomy places the organism in Eukaryota, Viridiplantae, Streptophyta, Magnoliopsida, Asterales, Asteraceae. The record is from RefSeq and is a predicted model, not a curated record. The transcript has a single exon.
AUGGUCAAUGUGUAUGCGCCUAAUGAAGCGGCUAGUAGGAGGUCUGUUUGGUUGGAAUUACUUGGGGUUAGGAAUGCAUUACAAGGGUUGUGGGUCAUGAUGGGCGAUUUUAAUGAUGUACGAUUUGCGAAUGAACGAAUGAAUUCAGAGUUUGUCGAAUCAAAUGCGGAAGCCUUCAACCAAUUCAUCCUCUCGGCUGGAUUAACAGAGUACAAUAUGGGUGGAGGGAACUAUACGUACAUAUCAGAUAAUGGGAAAAAACUAAGCAAGUUGGAUCGAUUUUUGGUGUGUCUAGGCUUCAUGGAGAGGUGGCCAAACGCAUCAGUAACUACACUAGACAGAGUUAUGUCCGAUCACCGUCCAAUCAUCCUAUCUACAGUUCAGUCCGAAUUCGGACAUAUUCCGUUCAGGUUUUUUAACUCUUGGUUCGAGCACCCUGGUUUUUUGGAUUACUUGCUUCAAAUUUGCAGUACGUUUUCUUUUUCUGGCCCGGAGGACCUUGCGUUGGCUAUUAAGUUUCGGUGGUUAAAAAACAGAAUUAAGGAUUGGGUUAAAGUGGAAAAGCAGAACAAGGAAGGGAUUUAUGGGGGGAAAAAGAGUAGGUUGGCUCUUAUUGAAAACUUGGCUGAGGAAAGAAGUUUAUCGGAUGAAGAAUUGGCCGAAAGAGCGGAAUGUAGGAAUUUUAUGGCUGAACUUGACCGGUUGAAACACUUGGAUUUGCGUCAAAAAUCCAGAGCUAGGUGGGCAUUAGAAGGGGACGAAAACUCUUCCUUCUAUCAUCAUAUAAUCAACUCUAAUAUUAGUACGAGUAGACUAAAUAGGUUGAUGGUUGAGGGUGUUUGGGUUACCAAUCCGUUGGCAAUCAAGGAAUCGUUGUUUGGAUUUCUUAAGCACCAGUUUACUGAGCCUAUGCCUAGUAGACCGCUGUUAGUAUGUCCAAAUCUUGCUUCUCUUUCUGUGGAUGAGGCAAGCAAGCUAGAAAGGCCGUUUUCAUUGGAGGAAAUCAAAGCAACCAUUUGA